This is a messenger RNA of Peronospora farinosa, 1089 nucleotides long. Lineage: Eukaryota; Oomycota; Peronosporomycetes; Peronosporales; Peronosporaceae. The record is from the annotation of a GenBank genome assembly.
AUGACCAGGAUGCUCGAGUUGCGUGGAUUUAGCGUCGAUCGCGGCUGCUUCCUGUUGACCACAGCGCAUUCAGAAGACUGCAACAAAGACAGCAAGCUCUGCGGGUCGUCAGCAAUGACUGUUCAUAUAUUAGAACGUGACUUUGUAGAUUUCCAGAGGUGGGACCGCCUCUUACGUCGUGCCUCGUCCUUGUCGUCCUCUUGCGAACGUUUUCCAACCAAACGACUGCGUAAACUGUCGAGGAUCAAUUGGAUACGAGGUAAAAAAAGUGCUGGUUGGCGUCUAGAGCUGCAAAAGAAUGUGAAAGCGUGCGAAAACUGGCUCAACGCUGCGUUCACACAGUUGUCGACGCUGCAACAGCAGGAGUUUUUGGACGAUGAUCUGUACACUGCAGCCAAGCGCAAGCGGAUGGCUCUUCGUGAGGACAACAAGCAUGCAAGAGACCUGCAGCAGUACUUUACCAGCAAAGAACUGGUAGAUUUCGUGAUUAGAAGAGUGCUGGAGCACGUGAAGGAGAGAGAUGUGGUGUGGCUCGAACCGUCCUGUGGUGACGGCCGGUUUUUGACGGCACUGCUACGAGCAGGCGCACAAUAUGUUGUCGGGUAUGAAAUCGACGAGAAAUUGCAGAGCAUUGCAGAGAAAAAGGUACAGCUAUCGGCUACGAGUGUUGCUGGAACUAUUCCAGAUGAAGGCAGCAGUGUGCGAGCCCAGGUCUGUCUUGGCGACUUCCUCGUGUCUAGGAGUUGUAUAACUACAGACAAGGUGGUAGUGGCGAUUGGCAACCCACCGUUUGGUGCACGGGGUGACGACGGACGAGACCUGGUGCAUCAUUUCUUCCAGCAUGCAGCUCGAGAGUGGCGAGCUGGUGUCAUGGCGUUCAUCGUACCGGAGAGGUGCUCUCGUCCAACGUUCAUCGAGACGACCUUACAACAGCUCAAUGGCCUGCAAUCUGACGAGACUAAUCUGUCAUCCUGGAAAUUGAUAGCACAGUUGCCACUCACGGACUAUCAGUUCGAGUUUCGUGAACGCGACAAGCUUAAGCUCGUACGACAGCCCAGUGUGUUCCAGCUAUUCGUCCAAAAUGAAUAA